Ochotona princeps (American pika) is the source of this 706-nucleotide messenger RNA. RefSeq names its product polyubiquitin-like. Gene Ontology annotation, cellular component: cytoplasm; nucleus. Gene Ontology annotation, biological process: protein ubiquitination; modification-dependent protein catabolic process. The coding region runs from base 1 to 573 and encodes 190 amino acids. Gene Ontology annotation, molecular function: protein tag activity; ubiquitin protein ligase binding. Lineage: Eukaryota; Metazoa; Chordata; Mammalia; Lagomorpha; Ochotonidae. The transcript has 3 exons. The record is from RefSeq and is a predicted model, not a curated record.
AUGGCGUUCAGGGGAGAGAAGGCUGGUGGCGGAGCUCAGCAGAAAUCCAGCACUGUCUGGAUUUCUUUCACGUCCAAAGGUUUUACUGCAGAACUCCAUUUGGCUCAUGCUUUCUUAGAUACUUCGACCCACCUUCCUUCUAAACUUGCACAAAAACUUUCAGAAUUUGAUGUUGGGACUCAUCAAGGUUCAUGUAGAAGAAAAGAAGACAAAAAUGUUAAACCUUAUCAGCAGAGGCUGAUCUUUGCAGGCAAGCAGCUGGAAGAUGGCCGCACCCUGUCUGACUACAACAUCCAGAAGGAGUCCACCAUGCAUCUGGUCCUGCGCCUGCACGGUGGCAUGCAGAUCUUCGUGAAGACCCUGACCGGCAAGACCAUCACCCUGGAGGUCAAGCCCAGCGACACCAUCGAGAAUGUCAAGGCCAAGAUCCAGGAUAAGGAAGGCAUCCCUCCCGACCAGCAGAGGCUGAUCUUUGCAGGCAAGCAGCUGGAAGAUGGCCGCACCCUGUCUGACUACAACAUCCAGAAGGAGUCCACCCUGCACCUGGUCCUCCGUCUUAGGGGUGGCUAUUAAUUCAUCUCAUUGCCUAGUAAUGGCAUUACUCGACCAUAGCAUUUGCCCACCCCCAAUUUAAGUUUAGAAGUUACCAGCUUCAAUAAUGGCUGAAUCUGUUCAAAAUACUAAUAAAGGUUUUGUUGCAUGAAAA